AUGAGCAAGCUCUUCAGUCCCAUCCAGGUCGGCCGUAUGGAGCUCUCCGCCCGCCUGGCCAUGGCCCCAAUGACUCGCUUCCGCGUCGACGAGAACCACAAUCCUCUCCCAAUGGUGAAGGAAUACUACGAGCAACGCGGCUCAACACCAGGAACCCUCCUCAUCACUGAAGCCACCAUCAUCUCCCCACAAGCCGGCGGCUACAAAGCCGUCCCAGGCAUCUACACCGACUCCCAGAUCGCCGCCUGGAAGGAAAUCACCGACGCCGUGCACGCCAAGGGCUCCUACAUCUACAUGCAACUCUGGGCACUCGGCCGCGUCACAGACCCAACCUACCUCCCCAAACUGGGCGACUACGACGUCGUCUCCGCAAGCGACAUCCCCGCCGCCUCAGGCGCCGCCAAGCCGCGCCCCCUCUCCGAAUCGGAGAUCCAAACCUACAUCCAAGACUACGCGCAAGCCGCGCGCAAUGCCGUCGCUGCGGGCUUCGAUGGCGUCGAAAUCCACGCUGCGAAUGGGUACCUGAUCGACCAGUUCAUCCAGGAUGUGUCGAACCAACGCACGGAUAGCUGGGGCGGCAGCGUCGAGAACCGCGCUCGCUUCGCGCUGGAGAUUACGCGGGCCGUGGCCGAUGCCAUUGGCGCUGACCGGACUGGAAUUCGAUUCUCGCCCUACAGCACGUUCCAGGGCAUGCGGAUGGCGGACCCAAUUCCGCAAUUCACGUAUCUGGCCUCCGAGAUUGCGAAGCUGAAGCUUGCCUAUGCGCAUAUCGUCGAGCCCCGGAUUGCGGGUAAUGCUGAUACUGCGGAGACUUCUGAUGGGCUGGAGUUCUUCUUGGAGGCGUAUGGCAAUGCCACGCCGGUUAUUAUUGCUGGUGGGUAUAAGGCAGAGACGGCUCUUGAGGCUAUCGAUGGCAAGUACCGAUCGUAUGAUGCUGUUAUUGGAUUUGGGCGGCCGUGGACGUCGAACCCGGAUCUGCCUUUCCGACUUAAGGCUAAUGUCCCGCUUGUUCCUUAUAACCGGGAUACCUUCUAUAAUGCUGGGUCUGCUACUGGCUAUAUUGACUGGGACUUUAGUCCUGAGUUUAAGGCUACUCAAGUGGGGGCUUAG
This is a messenger RNA of Penicillium manginii, 1110 nucleotides long. RefSeq names its product alkene reductase. The record is from RefSeq and is a predicted model, not a curated record. Bases 1 to 1110 code for a protein of 369 amino acids. The transcript has a single exon. Gene Ontology annotation, molecular function: FMN binding; NADPH dehydrogenase activity. NCBI's taxonomy places the organism in Eukaryota, Fungi, Ascomycota, Eurotiomycetes, Eurotiales, Aspergillaceae.